Didymodactylos carnosus is the source of this 5172-nucleotide messenger RNA. NCBI's taxonomy places the organism in Eukaryota, Metazoa, Rotifera, Eurotatoria, Philodinida, Philodinidae. The record is from the annotation of a GenBank genome assembly.
AUGGCAUCGAUAUUAUUAGCAACAACAAAUGAAAAAAUACUCAGCAAUCUGAAUGCCUUGGCCAAUGAUCAGCUGUUAGGUCAACAUAUGGGCAAUACAGCUGGCAACAAUAUAUCCGGUGUAUCCACAUCUAGUCAUUUAUCAAAUUCUGAAAUUGCCGAUGUCGAUAUUUAUUUUAAGCGCUUAUACAGUAAAACAAAUAAUCCUCCACCAAUUUCCGUUGAUGAUUUUCUUGAUAUAUUUACACGUUGUCGAGAUUCGUCAAUACAAAGAGAAAGAGAUGUAUUUCAAAGUGGUGUGAGAAAUUUAUUUGAUGAAUAUAAAUUUUAUCCGCAAUAUCCUGAAAGAGAAUUGCAUUUAACUGCUCAAUUAUUUGGUGGCUUAGUGGAACGUAAUCUAUUACCACCACAAAUUGUUUCGGCGUCAUUUCGAGCUAUUGGUGAAGGUUUAAAAAAACCACCAUCAGCUAAUUUAUUUAUAUUUGCUAUAACAGCACUCGAACGUUGUAAAUUAAGACUUCGUGAAAAUAGUCAAUAUUGUCAUCUAUUUAAAACUGCUCAAUCUUAUCAUGAUAUACCGGCAAAUCUUAAAGAUUAUAUUGAAUACGGUGCAUUAGGUGAAUAUCCUCCUAGUCAAAUGAAUAAUACUCAGUUAACUAGUUUACAGCAACAACAACCACGAACAUUAACACCAACUCCACAACAGCCAACAUUACCAUCUAAUAAUAUCCAACAAUCACCAUCACCAUUGUCAAAUAUACAAAAUACAUUUCCAAGAAUAAAUUCUACACAAAUACCGAAUCAAUUACCAACAUAUUCUACGACAAGAGCUAAUACAACAACAGGCGUAAUACCAUCCGUUGCUCAAAGUGCAAAUAUUAGUUCAUUAUUAAGAGCUCCAAGUUAUGAAAAAGUUCGUGUUGCACCGCCACCAGAAGGCAUUCAAGAUAAAGUUUCAUUUACAUUUAACAAUUUAUCAUUUGCAAAUCUUAGUCAAAAAGCUGAUGAAUUAAAAGAAUCGAUGCAGGAUGAUAAACAUUGGCAAUGGGUAGCACAAUAUUUAGUUAUGAAACGUGCAUCAAUUGAACCUAACUUUCAUACACUCUAUGCAGGUUUUGUAAUGACAUUAAAUGUUCAGAUAUUAAUUGAUACCGUAUUGGCUGAAACACAUCGAAAUAUAAAAAUACUGUUAUUGGGUGAUAAACAAAUGAAUAAUAUUCCUGAUCGCGCAUUACUCAAAAAUCUUGGUCAUUGGCUUGGAAUUAUAACAAUUGGAAAAAAUAAACCAAUUCUUGCUAUUGAUUUAGAUCUUAAAUCAUUAACAAUUGAAGCCUAUCAUACAGGCUCACAAGAAUUACUUUAUGUUGUGCCAUUUAUUGCAAAAAUAUUAGAAUCAUGUACUCGUAGUAAAAUAUUUCAACCACCAAAUCCAUGGCUAAUGGGUAUUAUGUCUGUUUUGGCUGAAAUGCAUCAAUCACCUGAAUUUAAAUUAAAUUUAAAGUUUGAAAUCGAAGUCUUAUGUAGACAAUUACAAAUACAGUUGAAUGAUUUACCUAUUCCUCACAUAUUACAAAAUAAAGAAUAUUUCGAAAAACUCGAUAAACAAUUAUCUCGCCCAGUACAAUUGUCGACAUCACAUAUUCCACUGGGUAUGUCAUCUUUUCAUCCAUUACAACAACAAAAUCAAUCAACAAAAGAUCUCAUCUCUUCCGUUCAAGGUCAACAACAACUUGAUCAACAACAACGUCAACAAUCAUUGGCAUUAAAUGAUCCUGCCAUCAUUCAACAAUCUCCAUCGUAUCAGUCACAUUCAAGUGCCUUACAACCAACACCUGUCGCACCAUCGUCUGUCGGUAUACAGAAUGCAACCUCAGCAACGGUAUCGUCAAAUGUUAGUGGUGCACCUUCGUCAGCAAAUAAUGCUAGUGCACCAGUGCCAUCACCGAAAUAUAAAUUAUCUGAUUUUAAAUCAUCCAUAUUUCAAAGUUUAUCAACAAUGCUAGAAAUUAAUCCAAAUUUAUUAUUAUUUCAACAUCAUCCACGUUUAAAAACCUAUAUUCAUUCACCGAUUGAACAAGCUAUCAAUGAAUCAUUAACAACUGUACAACGUUCUCUAAAAGUAGCCACGAGUGCCGCUGAAACAAUUGCACGAAAAGAUUUCAUGUUUAAUCCCGAUGAGCAACAAUUACGCACAUCCGCCCGAAAUAUGGUCGCUUAUUUGAGUAGUGGACUGGUAUUAAUCACAGCACGUCCAGCAUUACAAGAUCAAAUACAAACGUAUAUUCGCAAUCAUUUACAAACCGUAUUAGGUGUUACACAAAAUUCAUCUGAAACAAAUGCAAAUGCCAAUACAACAGCAUCAUCAUCAACAACAUCCGGUAAUCCAGAUUUAAAUGCACAAACACGUGAAAUGAUCAACCAAGCUGCUAAUGAAAUAGCACAAUCAAAUAUUGAACUAUGCUGUUGUCUAUUACAACGCAUAACAAUUAGUCGUGCUAUUCAGCAUAUUGAUACACGUCUCGCAUCAGACAUUGAACAAAGACAACGUACCCGUUUAGAACAAAAGCAAUGGAACGUUGAUCCAUAUAACUAUAAUUUUCAAACCGAAAAAUUACCGGAACAAAUACGUUUAAAAUAUGGACCAUUGAAUUCUCAUCAAUUAGCUAUUUAUGAAGAUUUUGUACAUUAUAUACCUGGUUUCAAACCAUCGGACAACGAAAAAAGAGAACCGUUACAAAUGGAAGACAAUAGUCCAUCAUUAUGGGACCGUUUAAUAAGUGAUAUAGAACAAGUUAUUCAAUUACAAGUCAAUUCAACCUAUAGUACACCACUACAGCGUCUAAUUGAUUCAUUGACUGUUUUGCGUACAAAUUUACAAACUCUACCAUCAGCAGCUCAAGCUGCCUUGGCUACUGUAUUGAAUACGAUUGUCUAUAAUUUAUUAGAAUGUUAUACCCAACAAGCCCAAACUCAAGAUAGUGAAGGUGCAACUCGUUUUCGUGAUGUACAUAUGGCCGUAUUAAAACUACUAAUUGAUAUAAGAUUACAAAUAUCUGUUAUAACAAAACAAUUGACGAAAUGUUGGCUUGAUUGUCCAAACGAACUUAAAUUCAACGUUCAUGCUGUAAAUACAUUAAUUCGAAAUCGAUUAUUAGACUGUAGACAGGUUGAUGCACAUAUUUCACAAUUGAUUGACAGUGGCAAUAAUCCAGCACUACAUUUUGCAGUACAUUUUAUUCGUUCAUGUCUUAUUGAACAACCAGCAUGCUCAGAUAGCGAUAUUUCAUUUAUUAUCGAAUCAUUACAUCGUAUAUCAUUAAUUGGAAAACAACCAGCUGAAGCCGUUCGUGAUCUACUUGAAAUAAUACGAUUGAAUUAUGCAUCAUCAUCAGUAUCAUCAAAUGACAAUUCAACAUCCACUUCAUCAGCAACGGCGACAACUCCAUCAUCAACCACACCUAAUUCAGCAACAGCUGCCACAUCGACAACCAACGAGACAAACACAACUAAUUCGGUGAAUAAAUUUGAUCGUCUUGCUAUUAUAUCGUUAUCAGUUAUCAAUAGUGGUUCAAAAUAUCUCACUAAUGAUGAAAUUGAAACAACUACAAUCGCCGCUAAAGCUAAACUCAUUCUUAGUGAAUGGGUUAGUAUUACAAUUACGCAAACAAAUCGUAUAGCUCAACAACAAGCAUUUCAAACCGUUUUUAAUCAAAUGAAUAUUCAAGGCAUAUUUCGUUCCGAUGAUACGAUAGCGAAGUUUUUACGUAUGACAAUUCAAUUGUGUGUUAAUAGUGUUUAUGAUAUAUUACGUAGUACACCAGCCAAUCAACAACCACAUUAUGUACGUUGCCAUCAAGGAAUAGAUAGUUUAUGUCGAUUUUUAUCAUUGUUAACAACACAUACGUCUGAUGUGGCUAAUUUUGCUGCUAGAAUACAUUUGAUCAAUAGAAUAUUAGGAAUAUUAGCAGCACUCUGUCAAGUUGAUCAUGAUGAUCAACAAGGUGAUCAAUUUAAUCCAAUUGCUUAUCAACGUAUUAUAUUAAAUUUAUUCCAAGAGGCAACAGCAUCCGAAAAUACAAAUGAUCUUGUCAUGUACUACAUCUAUUUAGCAUUCACAAAUGUUUUGCAUUUAUUACGCCCACAGCGUGUGACUGGUUUUUCCUUUGCUUGGUUAGAAAUUGUUGCCCAUAGAACGUUUAUGUCAAAAUUAUUAGCACCAAAUACAAAAUAUAUCCGACAAACACAAAAUAUGUAUGCAUUGCUAUUGGUCGAUGCUUUACGAUUAGUUGCACCAUUCAUUCGUAGUGGAGAACAUACACCAAGUUUUCAAGUUUAUUUUAAAGGAGUAUUAAAAACGUUCAUGUUACUACUGCACGAUUUUCCAGAAUUUUUAUGUGAAUAUUAUUAUCAGUUUUGUGAUGCACUACCAUUGGUUGCACAUCAACUACGGAACAUUGUAUUAUCAGCAUUUCCAAAACAAAUGCGUUGUCCAGAUCCAUUUUUAGUCAAUUUUAAAGUUGAUAUGUUAAAUGAUAUUAGUUAUAGCCCAUUUAUAGCAUACAACUAUUCAAAUAAUAUACAACCACCAAAAUUUAAGGCCAAUCUCGAUUCCUAUCUUCGUACGCGUGCUCCCGUUACGUUUUUAUCUGAAUUACGUUCUUGUUUACAACAAGGAGCUGAUCCUGGUAGUCAUUAUAAUAUUCGAAUGUUAAAUGCUCUUGUGUUAUAUGUUGCAUCACAAGCUAUCACAACUAUACAACAGAAGGGCUCACAAGUAUUAGUCGGUUCCAUAACACACUCAGCACCAAUGGACAUAUUUCAAAACUUAGCUGUUGAUCUUGAUACAGAAGGUCGCUAUAUAUUUCUCAAUGCCAUGGCCAAUCAUUUGAGAUUUCCUAACACGCAUACUCAUUAUUUUAGUUAUACACUUUUGUAUUUAUUUGCUGAAGCUAAUUCAGAAUCAUUGCAAGAACAAAUUGUUCGUGUUUUACUUGAACGUUUGGUUGCUAAUCGUCCUCAUCCAUGGGGUUUAUUGAUAACAUUUCUUGAACUUGUACGAAAUCCACAUCUUAAGUUAUGGUCACGUGAAUUUAUGAAUAUAUCUCCAGAUGUUAAAAGAUUAUUGCAUACAUUAACUCGUGGUUUUCCACAAUUUCAAACAACAAAAACUUAA